This is a messenger RNA of Naegleria gruberi, 1962 nucleotides long. RefSeq lists its product as uncharacterized. Gene Ontology annotation, cellular component: endoplasmic reticulum; Golgi apparatus. The transcript is spliced from 2 exons. NCBI's taxonomy places the organism in Eukaryota, Heterolobosea, Eutetramitea, Acrasida, Naegleriidae. The record is from RefSeq and is a predicted model, not a curated record. The coding region runs from base 1 to 1962 and encodes 653 amino acids.
AUGAAUUUUGCUUCCUUCCUCUCUCACAUUGAGAGUACCAUCGACAAGGCCCUCUCUACAGAAGGAGAGGAAAAGAAGGAUGAGAAGAAGAGUAGUAAAUCUUCAACCUCUGUUGCUAGCACACCAUCGAAAAGUACAUCGGAAAGCAAAAUAAAUUCUCCAUCGAUCAUCAAAACUAGUAGCAGUAGUAAUAAUUUAUCAACAACAGCAGCAUCAACUUUGGCUGUAGAUUCUAGUAAAGAGAAAACGCCAUCAAUUAAAGUGGUACUUUAUGAUGGAAGUAAAGAACAACCAAUUGUUACAGAAUUGAGGGAACAAAUAGAGGCACUUGAAAAAGCUACCAAACAUCAUUUGGAACAACAGGAUGAACAAGCUAAAACAAUUGAAGAGCAUUUGAGCAAAAUCAAACAAUUGGAAAAGGAAAAAUCUAAAGUUCAAACAUUGCACGAUGACUUGACUAUGGAAACAAGGGAAAAGGCAAAACAAUUUGAUACAUUGAAGGAGGAAUUUAGUACAAGAUUAGGAAAGGAGGAAAAUAAAACAGCAGCACUCAGAAGAGAUAAGGAACAAUUAAAGAAGGAAGUGCAGGCAAAGGAAAAGACUAUUAGUGAAUUGAAUGAACAACUAGCUAAGGAAACACAAGAAAAGGAAUCUCUCAAACAAUUGAAGGAAAAGUUUGAAGCUCAAAUCAAGGAAAUGGAACAAAAACGAGUUGAGGACAAACUUGAACAACAAAAUACACAAAUUGACUCUUACAAGAAACAAAUUGAAACUUUGGAGGGUAAUCUUACACAAGUUAAAAAUGAAAAUGAGCAAAACAAGACCACAAUUGCAUCAUUGAGAAAGGAGUACAGUUUCGAAUUGGAGGUCAAGAUUAAUGAGCUGAAUAGAAAACAUGAGGCGGAAUUAUUGGAACUCCAACAAACUAUUGAUCAACUCAGAGAGACAGUUUCCAAUGCGAACUCCUCUGCAGACGAAAAGGUAGAAACUCUAAAGAAGGAUGUUGAACUAUGGAUGAAGAAGCACAGAGACUUGGAGGAUAAAUCUCAAGAAAUAAUGUCUCUCAUUCCUGAUGCUACUAAACCAUUAUUGGAACAGAUUCAAUCUUUGGAACAAUCGACAACGACAAAGGCCAAUCUCUCAUCAGAGAAGGAGAAAAAGUUCCAAACCAAGUUACAAAUUGCAGAGAAUAAUCUCAAACUAACUGAGCAGGAGGUUACCAGAUUGACAAAGCUUACAGAACGAUUAAAACAAAAUAAUCAAGAGCUGGAAGGUGAUAUUCAACAAAUGAAAGAAAUUUUGAAUACAGAAAGGCAAAAAACUGAGCAAGAACGAUCCAAGAGAGUAGAAAUUGAAACCUCUGUCUCUGCAAUUAAAACAUCACUCAAAAGAUCACAAGAAGACAAUCACUAUUUGGAACAACAAAUUAAUGAACUCCAUGAAACAAUAAGGAAAUUGAAUGCUGAAUUGGAAAAGAACUCCUCGAAUAGUAAUACCAACCAUCACACUGUACCAUAUGAAACAACAUCCUCUGAACAUGCAGCUUCAAAUCAAUCCACCCCUCAAAUGACAUCAGACGAAACAGAACAAGCCACAGAAAAUGAAACAGAGAUGAUAAAUUUAACUAAUAGCGAGCUUUUAGAAAUUAUAGAAAAGAAGAAUAACAAGAUCAAAACACUCUUUGUACAGAUUAGAGAUUUGGAAGAAAUUAAGGAAGAUUUAUCUGAACGAUUGGCCAUGUACAAGCAAACCAAUCAAACACUUGCCAAUGAAAUUAAUGAAAAGGAACUCACUCUGAAACAAUUUAAUGAUCUCAAGUUUAGAUACGAGGCAGCUUUAGAUUUAAUUGGUGAAAAGGAAGAAGCGCUCCAAACCAUUCAAGAAGAAUUCAAAUAUGUCAAGGAAACUUUUAGGACUCAAAUCUCAUCUCUUUUGAAAGAAAUUGAAACACUCAAAACAUGA